Molecule: messenger RNA, 3504 nt
Organism: Doryrhamphus excisus (bluestripe pipefish)
Lineage: Eukaryota; Metazoa; Chordata; Actinopteri; Syngnathiformes; Syngnathidae
Gene: anapc5
Product: anaphase promoting complex subunit 5
Biological process (GO): positive regulation of mitotic metaphase/anaphase transition; protein K11-linked ubiquitination; anaphase-promoting complex-dependent catabolic process
Cellular component (GO): anaphase-promoting complex
Molecular function (GO): protein binding
Source: RefSeq, a predicted model, not a curated record
GUCAUAGUGACGCAAUUUUUAGUGGCCAAGAGGAGGGUUGUUUGAAAGCUUGGAACUUUUGUGCGGAUGUUAAUACUUGAAACUAUAAAAUUAUGAAACGAUAGAAGUGAAUGAUCUGUUUAAAUACGCGCCUUAUCUGCGAGCUAAGAAGUAAAUUGUGGACGCAUAAUACCUUCUGCACAAGCGAACGUUAAAGACGUAGCGUGAUAGCUUGCUAGUAGUCAGCUACCCGCUGCUACCAGACUGCUGAAGGAUGGCGAGCGUACAUGAAAGUUUGUACUUUAACCCGAUGAUGACAAACGGUGUUGUUCACGCUAAUGUGUUCGGCAUCAAAGACUGGGUGACUCCGUAUAAAAUAUCAGUAUUGGCGUUGCUGUACGAGAUGACGUCGUCGAAGAUAACGCUACCGGAAAGGAGACGACUGAAUAAGCUCAUCUUGCCUUUGCAGCAGAGCUCAGACCUGUCUCUUGGCCAGUUCCUCAAGACUGUGGAGGGAUGUUGCCCUGAGACCGCAUAUGCCGUCAAAAUCAGGCUCCAUGAAAUGGUAGACGGAGAGCUUAAAGACAUGGAAUACUUCUUUUCGACGCUUCCCACUCCUUUCACAGCUUUUGAUUCAGAGGCAUAUAAAACCAGUGUUGUGGGUCUCUUUAUGAGACACAUGCUCCUGGCUUACAACAAGCUUUCCUUCAGUCAGGUGUACAAGCUGUACAAGUCCUUGCAGCAUUAUUACCACAGCCACUAUUCCAAGCCCACUGAGGGCCAAGUGGGUUUGAUGGCAGUGGCUGCAGAUGACUGUGAUAUGGACCUCACCAGCACCGAGGAUACUGUUGGUGACCGAACUGACAGAGGGGAGGAGGAUGCCCCGUUGGACGAAUCAGAAAUUCGGGAAGAAAACACUCAAAGUAAAGGUCCACUGUCACAAAAGCAAGCAGAGUACUUUCUUGCAAGACAGGCGUACCUUCUGAAGAAUGAUGAAAACAAAUCCCUAAAGCCGGAUGUGCUGCAGGAGGAACUUAACAACAUGCUAAAGUUUAACCCCGACUUUACUGAAGCGCAUUACCUGAACUAUCUGAACAGCAUCAGAGUGCAGGACAUCUUCCUCUCUGCCCAUAGUCUGUUACAUUAUUUUGAUCGCCUCAUUUUAUCUGGGAAUGAGGGGAAGAGCAACGGAGAUGAAGGUUACGGCAGAAGUCUCCGCUAUGCUGCUCUCAACUUAGCCAGCCUUCAUUGUCGCUUCGGACACUACCUGCAGGCUGAUCUAGCACUGCAGGAAGCGAUCCGCAUCGCCCAGGAGUCCAUUGACCAUGUCUGUUUGCAGCAUUGUUUGAGUUGGCUCUACACACUGGAACAGAUGAAAGGAUCAGACACCACUGUGUUAACGUUGGAUUCUGUCACGAUGGCUGCCCAUUUCUGCCUGCCGUACCUGGCUUCUCUGCGCUUCCAGUCUUUGGUCCAGCUGAGGACGACACAGGGUCAAGCUGCAAUGGAUGUGAUGGAUGCGCUAAAGGACGCGGACAUCCUGCAUUGGAAGCAUAGCUUGUCGGAGCUGAUUGAGAUCAGCUUGGCUCAGACGACGUCCAUAUGGAAGAUGUAUGGCAAGAGCACCAUGGCUCUGCAGCAGGCCCAGCUGCUUCUCCACAUGAGCAGCCUAGAGCCGGUCAAUUACGGGGUCCAGCAGAACAACACAGAGGCCUUCGCUGUGGCUCUAUGCCAUCUGGCAGAGUUGCAUGCUGAGCAGGGACUUUAUGGUGCGGUUGCAGAUAUCCUACAGCAUCUUAAAGAUCAGUUUCCUGCUCAUACACAACAUGCCAAGCUCUGGAUGCUGAGUGAUCUAAAAAUCCAAUUUGAGAGGCACAUGAUUGAAGGAAAAUACAACUUGGCAGAACAACUGGUGCCAUCAAUUUCUGCUUUAAACAAAACAGAGGGUCUCUACAGGGAAGUGUGUGUUUUGAAGGUUCUCAAUCGUACCACUGAGGCUUACAGCGUCUUGCAGCGACUGCAAGUGCACUGCGAGAAGAAUAAAUGCACGGAGACAGUCAUCAGAGUUUUGCUUUCUACAGCUGAGCUCCACUGGGAGUCAUCAGGCUUCUCCACAGCUCUUCCUCUCCUUUUCCAGGCCUUGGCUCUGGCUCGACAGCACCACCUACAGUCGUUGGCUUCAGAGACCCUCCUACACUUGGCCUUCACUCAGUUGAUGCUGGGGGUCCCCGAGCAGGCUCUUCUUGUGCUGCAUGAAGCAAUUGAGCCUGUUUUGGCACACGGUGCACUUGUGGACAAAGGGCGUGCCCUGCUGCUGGCAGCCCGCUGUCAGAUGGCUGUUGCUGGAUUCAGGCCAAAGAGACAAGGGCAAGCAGCAGAUUUACAUGUGGCUGUUUCGGCAGUGGACAUGCUAAGUGAGGCUGCAGGAUAUUUUUCCAAGAUCAACUGCAAGGAGCGCCUCUUAGACGUCUACUUCCUGCAGGGUCAUCUUUACCAUUCUCUUGGACAAAUCUCACAACGCAACAAAAGUGCCAUGCUCUUUCGCUUGCUGGACCAGGAGCUACGUUCACCAGCACCAUCAAUUUCUAUGCGCCUCUAACUCUUGUUGUGCUUAAACAAGUCUGAAUUAUGGCACCACUAGAUGGCAGCGAGACUCUGUUCAGCAUCAAAGCCUCUUUUGUGUACAGUACUUAAUUUGCACCAAAGGUGAAUGUGAAACUUGUGUCUUCUGGGGUGACUCAGUAUAGGACAAUAUCAGUGGUCCGUUUAAAUACAAGACAAGGUCCACUUCCUGUGUAAUGGUGGUCCAACUACACUUGUAAAUGAUGGCAUGUUGAUAAAUAAUAAUAGCUUGCACAACAGCAGCAUGGCUUUGUUCUGCAAGAAAUUGUGAAAGUUUAUCAGCAGUUGUCACAUUGCAGCUGUUUAAGCUGCAGCUUUUUGAUAAAUGGAGGUAAUCUUGCAGUUUCACUGGCCUGGAUGAUUCAUGGUUCGCCUGGAGAAUACUGAUGAUGCAUUCACAGAAGGAAAUUGUGAUCACAUUUAUAAUGUAGAAGACCUGCCAUGACAUAACAGCAGACACUGUCUGGAUUGCACUUAGCUUUGACAUGAUGUGUCAGUACGAUUUGGGCUGAUAACCUUUAUAUUUUAUUUCAGAACUGUAGUCUAUGUUUGUUUCUUUUUAAAAUGCAUGUUUGUUUUAAUUGGCCGUGCAAGUAUGAGUGUGGGGAACAUGGCAGCUUUUUGCAUUAAAAAUAUUGACAUCACUUACAGUCAGCCAUCCAUUCUCUAUGCCACUUGUCCUCCAGGGGCUCAGGGAUUAAUUCUACUAAGGUAUUCAUGCAGAGGAACAAGUACAACGUUCCGAAAUUACCAUCUCUGUUCCCACACCUUAAUAUUAUUGAAAAUCUGUGGUGUGAUUUAAAGAGGGCUGUCCAUGCUCAAAAAGCAUCAAACCUGACUCAACUGGAGAUGUUUUAGAACAGGGGUCUCAAACUCAAUUUACCUGGGGGCCACUGGAGCUAG